This is a messenger RNA of Apis laboriosa (Himalayan honeybee), 996 nucleotides long. Its product is annotated as serine/threonine-protein kinase RIO3-like. The transcript is spliced from 6 exons. Lineage: Eukaryota; Metazoa; Arthropoda; Insecta; Hymenoptera; Apidae. The record is from RefSeq and is a predicted model, not a curated record. The coding region runs from base 178 to 822 and encodes 214 amino acids.
UUUGAAACGUUUAUCGAUCAUUCUAUUAUUUGAUUCAACUUCACGUGAUAGAUAUAUAUAGUUUAAUAUACGUACUGACAUUUCUAAUUCUUUAUUCGUUUAUCUUUUACAGUCUUCCAAAUUUUUAUUUAUUUUAGUUUUAAGAUUUGUAAUUUAUUAUUCAUACACAUCUAAGAAAUGUCAACUCCAUGGGCAAAAAUUCAACCAGUAGAAGGACCUAUUAAUUUGUUAGAGAUAACUUCAGAACAACUAGCAAAAAGUUUGCAAGAAAAAGAAUUAAAAAAGUAUCAAAAUGAGACAGAAAAUGAUGUAAACAUUCAAGACUGUACAAUAUAUGAAACCAAUGAUACAGAUAGCGAUGAAGUAAUUGCACAUAUGUUACAAGAUCAAUUUAACAAAGAAUAUGAUUUAAUGUUAAAACGCACAGAGGAAAAAUUCAAUCGUGAUUCUAAAGUUAAUAUAUCAUAUACAAAUUAUCGAACUUCUCUUUGUGAUGAUCAAGAUGAUAAAGAUACAGAUAUUGAAGAUACAACUAAAGAUUUUGAUAGAUUUGUGAGUAUAGAGAAAGAAUAUGCUUCUAUACCACGUUGUGGAUAUAGAAAAAUGGGUGGUGAGGGAUCUCAAAUUGUUACAAAACAUGAUAUGUUGAUGUCUUCAAGGAUAAAUGCCUGCAGAGUGUUACAAUUCCCACCAGGAAUUCAUACAGGAGACACAGGAGGAUUUGAUGUUAAAUUAAACAAUAAAGUAUUUAACAGUUUAAGGGCUCAUAGUCAUGCUCAGUGUUCUAAACAAAAAGCAAAAGCACGACCACAUACAAAAUAAAUAAAUAAAAUAUUUGUUAAUUCUUAUUAUAUUCUCUAAGACUAGAUUGGGAUAACAUCACAAUAUCUACACAAUAUCUACAGUAACCAAAAAGAAUAUAAUUAAUGAAUAUAAUUUAAAAAGAUGUAAAUAUUUUUCUUUUUAAAUAAAAUAAAAUAUUUGGUGAAUCACAAA